UGUACCUCAAUUUCCCAUUAUUCUUCUUUAGCAAGAACCAUUCAUUUCUAUUUUCCUAACAAGUUACUUUUCUCUUUUUUUCUCUCCAACCUAUAGUAAGCACACUUCCCAACUCCCAAAAAAAGGAAAAAAACAACACCAUCUUAAAGAAUAAAAAGCUCUUGUUCAUAUUGCACAAAUUCAAGAAUCUUGACUAAUUGUUUUCUCCUCCUCCUCUUCCUCUUCAUCUUUUUCUUCAAGAAUCCUUUUUGCCCUUUUUGUUUUAGAUCCCAAAGAAAAAAGAAAAAACUUUUUAACUCCAUGUCUGAUAAUAACCCAUUUCAUCAUGAUUAUGCAUUUCCUUUCUUUGGUGAAAAUCCCUCAAUUUAUGAUCAUCAAGUAGAAAACACACAAAACCCUCAUCAAGAUUUUGAUUAUCCUUCAUCUUAUAUGAGUAGUCUCACAGAGUGUUUACAUGGGGGUUCAAUGGAUCAUUACAACUCUUUAUCAAGUGCUUUUGGCAUGAAUCAUCGUACAUCAUCUUCUGAAGUUGUUUGUCCACCACCAAUAGAUCAUCAUCAUCAUCAAGAACUUUCUAGAAAAAAUAGUGUUGAUCAUCAUCAUCAAAUUCCAUUGACACCUAACUCUUUAAUCUCUUCAUCAUCUAAUAGUGAGCCUGGAUGUCAUGAAGAAGAUUCUUCAAAAAUCAAGAAAGAUGAUCAGUGUGAAGAUGGAGGUGAUGAUGACAAGUCUAAGAAAGUGAACAAAGCAAAGAAGAAAGGAGAAAAGAAGCAAAAGGAACCAAGAUUUGCAUUUAUGACCAAGAGUGAGAUUGAUAAUCUUGAAGAUGGCUAUAGAUGGAGAAAAUAUGGACAAAAGGCAGUGAAGAAUAGCCCUUUUCCAAGGAGUUAUUAUAGGUGCACAAGUCAAAAGUGCAGUGUGAAGAAACGUGUGGAAAGAUCAUAUCAAGACCCAUCAAUCGUGAUCACUACAUAUGAAGGCCAACAUAACCAUCAUUGUCCAGCAACCCUUAGAGGCAAUGCUGCUGCUGCUUUGUUAUCACCAGCUUCAUUCUUAUCCUCCUCACAACAACAAUUAUUUCACAAUCCAAGUGAACAACAACUUUUCUAUAAUCCAAAUCUCCCUAUUAAUAAUUCUUUCUACAAUAAUUAUCAUCAACAUCAACACCAAAUGCAGCCACAAUUAGGUCCUGAUAAUUAUCAGUAUGGAGUAUUUCAAGAUAUGGUUGCAUCAUUGAUCCACAAAAGAGAGCCAUGAGAUUGAUGAGCAUUUAGUGAAGUACUAAAAGAAGUAAUGGGGCAUUUAAUGCAUUUCUAUGACAUAUGUAUUGGAGUGGUAAUAAUUAAUUUAUUAUGUUGAUGGUUUAUUCUUAUGUAAUUAAAAUUGUGUAGCUAACUAGAACUAUAUAUGUAGUCUAGUAUGUUACGUAACGGUCUUGGUGUAACGAUAAAGUUGUCCCUGUUGUAAUUUAUCAUGGGUUCGAAUAGUGAAAACAACUUCCAAUGUUUGCUUUAGUA
Molecule: messenger RNA, 1517 nt
Organism: Capsicum annuum
Lineage: Eukaryota; Viridiplantae; Streptophyta; Magnoliopsida; Solanales; Solanaceae
Product: WRKY transcription factor 71
Exons: 3
Coding region: 301-1257 (318 amino acids)
Biological process (GO): regulation of DNA-templated transcription
Molecular function (GO): DNA-binding transcription factor activity; sequence-specific DNA binding
Source: RefSeq, a predicted model, not a curated record